AUGGACAACAUGAACUCCUUUGUGGAAUACUCUAUUUGUAACCGACAACCAACUGGCAUUUAUUCUGCGCCUAAAUCUGGAUACCACCAUCAUCACCUGCACCAUCACCUUCCCCUAGAUCAGCGUCAGGGAUUCCCCGUGAGCAUCCAAACAGGCCUCAGCGGUUCUCCUGUCCCCGGGUCCAGAAAUGACAACAGAGACGUAGGAGCGAGUUAUACCGCGGAUGGAGGGAUGUACGUGGGCGUUGGGGCGGACACCGCCAGCGGAGGAGUAAGUCAGCAUCAUCAGCAACAUCCUCCUCAACAUCACGAACAGCAUACGCACAGCGGCUACCAACAUCCAACACAUCACAAUCACCCUCAGCUUCACCAGAGCCAAAGCCUGCAGAGUGUAAUACCUUCUCCUUAUAGUAACGGCUGCAACACGGGGGCCUAUGUGGGCCAGGCAUGCACCACAAACUCGGAGUAUGUUGCUGCCACAGGCGCACCAAACUCCGUCCAUCCGCAGUAUUUCAUGGAGGAUUCUUUGGCCUCCACCUACUGUCAUCAAUCAAGCUUCCACAACUCGGCCUCAACCGUCGGCCCCAGUUACAGCUCUCUUACCGGGGUCUACUGCGGGCCUCAGCGCACCCUUGCUGGGUCACAGUACCCGCAGCAGAUCGGUGGGGGGGUUCUUGACGCAGGAGGCUACCUGGAGCUUUCGCCUGGGGGAGGCUACGGGGAGCUGCCGGUAUCUCAGGAUCGUGAAAGAGGGGACGAUGAGGUCCAGCAGGCCGGGCAGGGGCAGACCUUCGACUGGAUGAAGGUGAAGAGAAAUCCACCGAAGACAGUCAAAGUGGCCGACUACGGUCUUGCCCACAACAACGCCAUGCGCACCAACUUCAGCACGAGGCAGCUGACGGAGCUGGAGAAGGAGUUCCACUUUAGCAAGUACCUGACGCGAGCGCGGCGCGUGGAGAUCGCCGCCACGCUCGAGCUCAACGAGACGCAGGUGAAGAUUUGGUUCCAGAACAGACGCAUGAAGCAGAAGAAGCGCGAGCGGGAAGGCGCCACCGCGUCUGCGCGGCCAUUCUCCUCCUCUUCCGGUACGGGCAGCAGCUUGAACAAGGAGCUGGAAGACACUGACCGCUCUUCCGCGUCUACGUCUCCAGGCGCGUCCCCGAGCUCGGAGACAUAAUCUGGCUUUGUACCACCAUCAACCCAUUCUUAAAAGACUGCCUGUU
Molecule: messenger RNA, 1222 nt
Organism: Pundamilia nyererei
Lineage: Eukaryota; Metazoa; Chordata; Actinopteri; Cichliformes; Cichlidae
Product: homeobox protein Hox-B1a-like
Exons: 2
Coding region: 1-1176 (391 amino acids)
Biological process (GO): regulation of transcription by RNA polymerase II
Cellular component (GO): nucleus
Molecular function (GO): RNA polymerase II cis-regulatory region sequence-specific DNA binding; DNA-binding transcription factor activity, RNA polymerase II-specific
Source: RefSeq, a predicted model, not a curated record